Dama dama (fallow deer) is the source of this 1623-nucleotide messenger RNA. It is a transcript of the gene GPC5, whose product is annotated as glypican 5. Gene Ontology annotation, cellular component: plasma membrane; cell surface; extracellular region. The transcript has 8 exons. Gene Ontology annotation, biological process: cell migration; regulation of protein localization to membrane; positive regulation of canonical Wnt signaling pathway. NCBI's taxonomy places the organism in Eukaryota, Metazoa, Chordata, Mammalia, Artiodactyla, Cervidae. The record is from RefSeq and is a predicted model, not a curated record. The coding region runs from base 1 to 1608 and encodes 535 amino acids.
AUGGACGCGCAGACCUGGCGCGUGGGCUCUCGCUGUCUCCUCCUGCUGGCUCUCGUGGGGUCUAUCCGAAGCGAGGGCGUGCAGAGCUGCGAAGAAGUUCGGAAACUUUUCCAGGGGCGCCUGGUGGGACCUGUCAAGGGGCUGCCGGAUUCGCCGCGGGCAGGGCCUGACCUUCAGGUUUGCACAGCCAAAAAACCUACGUGUUGCACCAGGAAGAUGGAGGAGAGAUACCAAGUCGUGGCUCGUCAGGAUAUGCAGCAGGUGCUUCAAACAUCCAGCUCUACAUUAAAGUUUUUGAUAUCUCGAAAUGCAGCUGCCUUUCAAGAAACCCUCGAAACUCUCAUCAGACAAGCAGAAAAUUACACCAGCAUACUUUUCUGCAACACCUACAGGAACAUGGCCCUAGAGGCCGCUGCUUCCACCCAGGAGCUCUUCACCGAUGUAGGGCUCUAUUUAUUUGGUGCGGAUGUUAAUCCUGAAGAAUUUGUCAACAGAUUCUUUGACAGUCUUUUCCUGCUGGUCUAUAAUCAUCUCAUUAACCCUGGUGUGACUGACAGUUCCCUGGAAUACUCAGAAUGCAUCCGGACGGCCCGCCGGGACAUUAGCCCAUUUGGUAAUAUUCCCAAAAGAGUGCUGGGACAGAUGGGGCGGUCGCUGCUGCCCAGUCGCACGUUUCUGCAGGCGCUGAACCUGGGCAUUGAAGUCAUCAAUACCACAGACCAUCUGCACUUCUCCAAAGAGUGUGGCAGAGCCCUGCUGAGAAUGCAGUACUGCCCACACUGCCAAGGCCUGGCUCUCACUAAGCCUUGCAUGGGGUACUGCCUCAACGUCGUGAGAGGCUGCUUGGCACAUGUGGCAGAGCUUAACCCACACUGGCAUGCGUACAUCCAGUCACUGGAAGAGCUGUCGGAUGCCAUGCGUGGGACCUAUGACAUUGAACACGUGCUUCUGAACUUCCACCUGCUCGUUAAUGAUGCUGUGAUGCAGGCUUACCUUAAUGGACAGAAGUUAUCAGAACAGGUAAAUAAGAUUUGUGGCCGUCCAGUCAGAACACCCACACAAAGCCCCCGUUGUUCUUUUGAUGGAAGCAAAGAGAAGCAUGGAAUGAAGAUCUCUAUAAGAAACAGUGAAGAGACACUUGCCAACAGAAGAAAAGAAUUUAUAAACAGCCUUCGACUGUACAGGACAUUCUAUGGGGGCCUGGCUGAUCAGCUUUGUGCCAAUGAAUUACAGGCUGCUGAUGGACUACCAUGCUGGAAUGGAGAAGACAUAGUAAAAAGCUAUACUCAGCGUGUCAUUGGAAAUGGAAUCAAAGCCCAAUCUGGAAAUCCUGAAGUCAAAGUCAAAGGAAUCGAUCCUGUGAUAAAUCAGAUUAUUGAUAAACUGAGGCACGUUAUUCAGUUGUUACAGGGUAGGUCACCCAAACCCACCAAGUGGGAACUUCACAUGGGCAGUGGUGGCGGCAUGGUUGAACAGGUCAGCGGGGACUGUGAUGAUGAAGAUGGCUGUGGGGAUUCAGGAAGUGGAGAAGUCAAGAGGACACUAAAAAUCACAGACUUAAUAAAGAAUCCACCUUCCAAUGGAGGAGAAAAAGAAAUGCAAAUUUGAUGCCUGAGUUGGGAA